AUGAAUAAACAAAACUUUAUCAAUUGUUAUCUGUAUUCUCAUAGACCUGAUGUAGAAUAUUUGACUACUGGAAGCAAUUCAAUUCACCCAACAACGGAUUUAUUUGAUAAAAAUGAAAAAUUAAUUUUGAAAAAUGAAACAUCGAAUGUUAGACAAAUAAUUGAUCUGUUUAACAAAUGUGCUAAUAAUCAUCUAUCUAGUAUCCAGAAUAUAGAGUUGAAUAGAAAUGAACCGCUUUGGACUAACGAACGAAUCUAUUUGAGACCAGUGAAUAAAACACUUAAUCUUUGGAAUUCUAAUGAACAGCCAAAUUCCAAGUCCUUUUCGUCAAAUAUAACCACCCAAUCAAUCAUAAAUAUGCAAGUGAAUCACACUGAUCUAAGUAUUGAUUCACCGUCAGUUAAAGACAUAAUCAAUAAUAUAAAUCAUAAAUUCAACCAACUAAAUUGUAAUGUACCAAUGGAUAAACAUAAUCAUUACCACAAACCGAAACAACACUCAUUUAAAAUGUGUACCUAUCCAAAUGUGUUACAUAAGGAUUCCAUUCAAACUGAACAAAAUCAACGACCUAUUGAUAGAAAAGAAGGAAACGAAAAAGAAAACAAUGCUGACAAUAAUAAACCCACUGUAGAUGAAUGUACAUACAGAAAUAUAGAACUAAAUUCUAACUUGUGCUUUAAACAGUACACAACAUUCAUUCAAAGAAAUUGCUAUCAGAAUCUCGGAUUUUCAGUAUCAUAUAUGACUUCGUUAUUCAACGAAACUUCAAAUAAUUAUGUAGUAAUAAGUGAUAUUCAACUUCUCAAUCAAAACAAGGAUUUACAAAUCGGGGAUCGCAUAUUAUCAGUAAACAAAAUAAAUUUAACCAACAUGGAUUUGAUGAAAGCAGUUAAAUUACUAAAAUCUGUGCAAUCUCCAAUUCAAUUAGAAAUGCAAAGGCUGAAUAUUGUGGAUUUGUCACUGGAUAAUGAUUAUGAAGAAGAUUGCCUGUCAGUCGAUACAGAUACAGAUGAAGAGACUGAAAUAAUAACAAGAAUUAUUGACCUUGCACAAAAUCAUUUCUCUGGCAAGCGCAUAAAAACCAAUGAACAAUCUAAGUUGGAGAACCCUCAAAAAAUAGAUCAACAUGAAGUUAAACUAACUCACACUGAUAACAAUAAUACAAUCAAUGAUACAAUAACGAAAAGCGAAAUGCAAAGUCAACGUACUCAAUUGUUACAACGAAAAGUAAUGAAAUGGUUAUUUGUGUAUCGAGCAUUUAUCCAGUCUAUAAAAUAUCGAUCAAAACAACUUGACAAAGAUGAAUACGAAUGUUUGGAAUUAUUCGCUAAGACAAUGAAUGAAAUUAUGAAAGAAGAUGAUCCAAUGGAUAAUGAUGAUGAGACUGAUGAUAAUGCAAACGAAAAAGUGUGGAGAGAGGGUAUUGUUUCAAGUGAGUUAAAAUAUUUCCUAACUUCUUUAAUGCGUUGA
Messenger RNA from Schistosoma turkestanicum, 1470 nucleotides. The record is from the annotation of a GenBank genome assembly. NCBI's taxonomy places the organism in Eukaryota, Metazoa, Platyhelminthes, Trematoda, Strigeidida, Schistosomatidae.